CUGAUGUGCGUGAGUAAGUGGUACCUAUGUGUCCUGUUCGCCCGGUGUUACUGCCGUUAUCAUCCGCUUGCUAAGUAACUGUAGCUACAGCAGACGGAGAAGCUGAUAGCUGCCUUGCACCGCCUUUGGCGGUCAACGCGAUAUUAAUAUAACAGAUAAUAUAUAUAUAUAAUGACAAUUAUAGAGAAAAUCCUAAUAAGCAUACCUGAAAUGUGCCAAGCAGUUAUGGACCACGAAUAGUUGUAGAUCGAAUUUGAACCACUCUCAGAGCCUUAAAGUUAGCGUAUUCGAUGCGCUUUUACUACAAUGCUCCAAAGUAGACAAGAGCACAAUUCGUUCGAAUUCGUGACGCUCCUAAUUGCUACGAAUUGUGGACAUAACAAAAUGAAGAACGACGUUUGAGCAAUCCUUGCUAAACAUUCAAGGCAAUACUUUUAAAAUACAGUCAUUUAUCUAAAUAAAAUGAUAAUGUUAACGAUGUUUAUAAUGUGAUCUAAUCCAAUUGAACGUCCUGCAAAUAUCGCUUUCUAAUGUAUUUCAUUAUCGUAACCAGCCGCGAUCUACUUAUUGCAAAAAGGAGCCACUACUACGCUUUACAAAACAAUAUUUUAACCUGUUCAACGUUCCGUAAUUAUUCCUAACUUUUUUAAUAAUUUCAGUUGUUAUUGCUCUCUCAGUUCUUACCAUUAUUCUGGUCAGCAGGUUAGCUGAGUUGCGUAGAGUGGCAUCUGCGCAGGCCGCCGGCUGAGAGCGCCUGCGGGAGCAGCCGCAGGACACCGAAGAAGUGGAAAAUGUUAUAAAUCUAUGAUUCUUUGGAAGACGGCUCUCGGACUUAAACUUCUAAAUAAAAAAAAACUGCUCCGCUUUUAAGAAAACAUUGCCCUAGUACGGGCCAUGCGCGAAUCAGUAGUAGCUCAUCACAACAACAAUGCACUCAUUCAUUUGCCUGCAUCGAGCUGCUGCGCCUUCGAGGAAAGAAAAAAAUCUCUGCUGUAGGAGCCGCACCGAUCUGCAGGGCAUGGGAAAUAACUAGCUGGGCUGUUUAGCUAGAAACAGGCUGGGUAUAGGAUAUUCACAGACUAGCACCACACAACGCGCUUUUCGGCCAGCUGUGACAGUUUUUAAUUUCUGGCCUUUUUGUCGCGCACAUUGUCCGGCGUAUAUCCCUACCGCUAGUGCCUUAGUUAUGCUGCGCUGGAAAAGUCUACAGUGCCCGUAGUUCGACCGUUUAUGUCGUGUAGCAAGGUCCGGAAUGUGACAGUCUUGGCACAGACACGAACGGAACUCUGGAAAAUUUGGCUUCUCUUCUAGUGUUUUCACUAUUAAGAGUAGCUAUGAGCCCUCAAAGAAGACAGAACUGGCGAUUUGUUGGAGUUGUAGGCGGUCUUUUUGGAACAAUUCUUCUAGCCCUGUACCCGAUAGCCAUUCAACCGUAUUUGGACUCAAGCGAAUGGAAAACCACACAGCAGCAUACGCGAAAGAGUAUUGUGCAAGAAGAAGUUCAACCAGGAGGCAUGAGGGUGUGGUCAGAUCCCUUUGAGCGGAAAAAACGGUAACUGAGCG
This is a messenger RNA of Varroa destructor (honeybee mite), 1563 nucleotides long. Its product is annotated as small integral membrane protein 20-like. The record is from RefSeq and is a predicted model, not a curated record. NCBI's taxonomy places the organism in Eukaryota, Metazoa, Arthropoda, Arachnida, Mesostigmata, Varroidae.